UGUGAUGUGUGUGAAUUGGUCUUUUUUCCCAACCUCUCAAUGCCAAUGCCGUCGCCAUAUAAGUACAUGUCCAGACUCCUCCAUCUAUCUUCAAUAAUGAGCGUGUGUCUGCAUCCAUCCAUUACCCACGGCCAACAAUCCCCUCAACAAGCGAGUGUUCCGUCCUCUCCCAUCUCAAACCCGCCUUCCAUAAGACGGAGGCGAAGACCCACCCCCUCCACUACCAUACGUGACCGGCGCAGAGUACCCAGCAGGCGCAGACCCCCCUCCCUGCGGCGAAACAGGCGACGUCGUCGUCGUCGGCGGCGGUGCUCCGCCACCACCACCAUAAGCCGGCUGCGUAGUAGGAGUAGAAUACGCGGGCGGCGCAGAGCCACCACCUUGUGGAGCAACGGGCGUAGUCGUCGGUGCUCCCCCUCCAUAGCUCGGCGCUCCUCCACCACCAUAGCUCGGUGCGCUUUGCGGCGCCACGGGCGUCGUAGUCGUGGAGUCGCAGGUGGCUUGCGGCGAUGGGGCGCUGGCGGCUGUCGCUGGUGGUGGUUGUGCGGAGCCGCCGCCGCCGCCGUAGGAGGGUGGGGAGUUGCCACCACUGCCCCCUCCCUGGGAACCGCCGCCGCCGCCGCCGUAUGACGGGGGAGAGCUGCCGCUCCCUCCUCCUUGCGAGCCAACUCCGCUCCCUCCGCCUCCUGAGCUGCCGCCGCCUUGGUUUCCUCCCCACGAUCCACCUCCUUGAGAACUGCUACCGCCGGAGUUCGAUCCUCCGCCGUGACCGUGGGAUUGGCUUCCGACACUGCCGCCUCCGGAGUUCUUGCCGCUGUUGCCUCCGCCGCCUUGGUGGCCGCCUUGUUUGCCACCGCCUUGCUGACCUCCACCCUGUUGACCGCCUGAGGAUCCGCCAGACCAGCCGCCGCCUUGCUG
Messenger RNA from Neohortaea acidophila, 918 nucleotides. RefSeq lists its product as uncharacterized. The record is from RefSeq and is a predicted model, not a curated record. NCBI's taxonomy places the organism in Eukaryota, Fungi, Ascomycota, Dothideomycetes, Mycosphaerellales, Teratosphaeriaceae. The coding region runs from base 40 to 630 and encodes 196 amino acids. The transcript has a single exon.